AUGGUUUUCGUCUUGUGGAAUUUGAUUGGUAAUGUUGAUGAUGGUAAACCAAAAAACAAGGUGCAGGAUUAUGGGAAAGAGGCACAAGCAGAGCUCACUAAACUUGUUGAAGGGAAGAAAUUGACUGUGUUGCCUUAUGGACAAGAUGAAUAUGACAGAUGUGAAGCAGAUAUUUACUACAGUGAUGAGUUUGUUCAGAAGCCGAUGCUUGAGAACGGUUGUGCUUGGUAUGAUGGAUAUCAUGAUCCGCGCAAGAUACUUGGAAAGGCAAUGGCAAGAGGAGGCAAAGGAGAAGGGCAUUGGCUUGUGGGGUUAUCCAAACCCAGAGGAGCCUUGGGAGUGGAGAAAGAAAAACCCAAGAGAGGCAAGGAGAGCAAGAUUGAGGAAGAGGAGGAAGAAGAGGAGGAAGAAGAGGAGAUAACAGAGCCGGAAGCAGAGAAAACAGAGGAAAUAACAGAGCCUGGAGAAGAAAUCAAAGACGAGAUGAAACCUGAGGAAGAAGAAAAGAUGGAAGAAGAGGUGGUGUAG
Microthlaspi erraticum is the source of this 528-nucleotide messenger RNA. The record is from the annotation of a GenBank genome assembly. NCBI's taxonomy places the organism in Eukaryota, Viridiplantae, Streptophyta, Magnoliopsida, Brassicales, Brassicaceae.